GAUUUCAACACUGCGAACCAGAAGUUAGCAACAGUUCCCAUGCUUUCAUUCUUCUCACGACUAACUGGCGUAGAGAGCAAAGAUGCGUGUCUCAAAAUCUUGAUGGAUCGAGAUUAUGUGUUCUUGAGAGGGACAGCGGAUGAAGCAAACGAGCAGCCCCUCCAGGGAGUUCUCAGCCUUCGUCUACCUUCAGAACAGCUCGCAGUUGGUGUGCGGCUACGUCUAGACGGCUUCUCACGUCGCAGGGACCAUGACACAAGAUCCAAAACGAGCGAAUGCUCAAGCACGGUCCGUGUUUUCGACUAUGAAUGGCCUCCUUUCCUUACCGAUCAGAGUCAAACGGACUUCCACUCUAGUUACCCCAACACCACUACUCACGAGUGGCUAUUCGAACUCUCGAUACCCGGGGACACGCCGGAAACCUUUCAGGGGUGUAGCCGGUGCAGCAUCACUUAUCAGCUAACGGCCACGACAAUCCGAAGUAAUACUUCUUCAUCGACGCCUCAGACAUACAAGACCAUACAAAUCAACAGAACGCUGCCUAGUUCAGCAUUCGAGCUGAUGGACCCGGUGACGGUGGAAGGCACAUGGAGUGAGAAACUACGCUACUCAAUAUCUGUCGGCCAUCGCGCCAUCGCCCUGGGCACAGCUAUUCCUCUCGAGAUGCGUUUCGCGCCGCUGAAAGCAGGGACAAGAAUCUCACAGGCGAAAUGUCAGCUUCUAGAGUCGCACAAAGUUAAGGCUGGUAAAAGUCAACUUACAUCCUUCGUCGGCGACAGAGACGUUGCCGAGUGGGAGACACCCGUAAACAACUAUGAGAAUUUGGAGCAAAGAUUUUAUAAGAUAACGCAGAGUCUUCCCCUUCCUUCCGAGCCAAAAGACUGUUCUCCUGAUAUGGAGGCCCACGAUAUCAGCAUGACUCAUCUUCUUUCCAUCGAAAUCACCGUCCAAGAAUCAGACAAUAGUCCAUUUGCACACAAAGUAAGUAUGAAGUGCUGUAUGAGUAUUCAAACGUUUCCUGACAGUUCUCAGUACCGCGCGUCACUGCCAGUCGUGCUCUUUACAUCGCCUCAGAUGCCGAUUGAUGCAAACAACAAGUUCAUUCGGUCACUGGGCCCCGAUAUCGAUGGUGACGUGACACCGCUCAGCGGAUUGGACGUGCCACCUGUUUAUGGUGCUCACGUACACGACAAAAUUCUGAAUAACUUUACCAAAUCUUUAUCUACUCAGCAAUUUUUGAUGGGAUAUGAGACAUAGACCUCAAGCCAUAAAGUCAUGAAGUUUCACAAAUUUUGAGAAUCGUUACCACGAGACCGCGAGUGGACGACGUAGCUCGUACUGUUUUGGUGCUACAUGAAGUGCAUUAUCCUCUGCCCCAAAAUGUGAAGAAGACAAUCCAUUGCAUCAGACAGGAAGCACAUGUCCUGGCCGCCUAAGUAUUAGUCGAGUUUAAGUGCAGUGGGGAGUACUUCCUGAUUCGGGAAGCGGUCCCUGACUGCAGGACCCAUAGAAUCCUCCUCGAUCCACAGUUUACCGAGCUCGGCGUUCGAUCCGCUAAGAAGAUGCACGUGGACAUACCAAGUAGGUCGAG
This is a messenger RNA of Colletotrichum godetiae, 1591 nucleotides long. RefSeq lists its product as uncharacterized. NCBI's taxonomy places the organism in Eukaryota, Fungi, Ascomycota, Sordariomycetes, Glomerellales, Glomerellaceae. Gene Ontology annotation, molecular function: ubiquitin protein ligase binding; protein-macromolecule adaptor activity. Gene Ontology annotation, biological process: ubiquitin-dependent endocytosis. The record is from RefSeq and is a predicted model, not a curated record. The coding region runs from base 40 to 1257 and encodes 405 amino acids. Gene Ontology annotation, cellular component: plasma membrane; cytosol; cytoplasm. The transcript is spliced from 3 exons.